AGACGAUCUCUUAUCAGCUUAAAAUACGGCAGCUCACCCCCCUUCCCCUCGUGUUGUUGAAGCCGAGUAAAAGUGAACGAAAGGACUGUACGACAAAGGCUGCGUUCAGCGUCUGGACGAGACCGUCCAGCCGCCUCUAUGUUUAACGCUGGCGUAUGGCAUCACUUACCGGUACGUUUGCGAGAGCUUUUGUGGAAGCGCUUGGGUACCCUUGCCCGAUGGUGCUAUCAUGAACGGUCGUGUCGUCUCCAACCAGAUUCCUGGAGCGAACGACCAGGCUGCCCGCUCUGGGGAGCUCCAGCGAGCGCAGUAGAUGGUUGUAGAAUAGCAGCGAUAGAGGCCAUGAAGUGGUCGACGCCAGUCAUUGCCACGGCAGUCAUAGUAUCUUUCGUAUCUCUUGCGAAGGCGACUGCACCAGAGGUAUGAUAUACGUUUGAUUAAA
Baudoinia panamericana UAMH 10762 is the source of this 442-nucleotide messenger RNA. RefSeq lists its product as uncharacterized. The record is from RefSeq and is a predicted model, not a curated record. The transcript has a single exon. NCBI's taxonomy places the organism in Eukaryota, Fungi, Ascomycota, Dothideomycetes, Mycosphaerellales, Teratosphaeriaceae. Bases 139 to 426 code for a protein of 95 amino acids.